Molecule: messenger RNA, 153 nt
Organism: Sphaeroforma arctica JP610
Lineage: Eukaryota; Ichthyosporea; Ichthyophonida
Exons: 1
Biological process (GO): nucleotide biosynthetic process
Molecular function (GO): ribose phosphate diphosphokinase activity; magnesium ion binding
Source: RefSeq, a predicted model, not a curated record
GUGAUUGUCACAAACUCUGUGCCGCAGAUUGAUCGUGCCAAGAAGUAUUCCAAGUUGUGCGUGGUAGAUAUCAGUCCCCUGCUGACUGAGGCCAUCCGCAGGAUCCACUUCGGAGAGUCCCUCUCCUUCCUGGGCAAAAACGUACCGUUGUAA